Molecule: messenger RNA, 1779 nt
Organism: Nakaseomyces glabratus
Lineage: Eukaryota; Fungi; Ascomycota; Saccharomycetes; Saccharomycetales; Saccharomycetaceae
Product: putative lipase
Molecular function (GO): monoacylglycerol lipase activity
Source: RefSeq, a predicted model, not a curated record
AUGAUUCACGUUAGAGGAGCAUUAGCAAUUGGGGAAACAAGUCGCUUCCUCAUUGAAGUCAAUUCUAAUAUCGAUGGGCCAGUAUUUGUUAGGUUACGUAACCGAACGAAGGCUACGCGAAGAGCUACGUAUCUGUUAGGCCCGUUCGUAUUAUACUGCGAUUCAAGACCAGUCAUACCCGCCAAUCAGAAUGAGUACGUCCCUCAAUUUAAAGCCAACAUUGAGCCACAAGGUAAGUUUACAUUUCAGCUGAAACCUGAAGAUGCAAGAGAUGUGGGUGGUAAACGAUGCUGGAUCAUCGAUGUCGUCUCAGAAGUACUAUUUAAUCAAAUUACAAAAGUCGAUUAUGAGCUCUUAAUAAGUUUGGAUAUCAAUAACUUUAAAAAAUCCAAGUAUCAACAGGAUAUAUAUGAAUCUAUUGAGGGGGAUGUUGUUGCUAAGCAAUACUCAAAUCACGACAUUCAGGAAUUUAUUGAAGUUGGCGCCAAAAUAAAAAAAUCCCAAACAAAAGAACGGAACCAGCAUCUAGUAAUUGUGACCCACGGAAUGAUUUCAAAUGUUAGUAACGACAUGAUGUACAUUAUGGAGCAACUGCGAGCUAUUGACAGAGAUGAUCUUGAUGAGGAAUUAAUAUUGGAUGGCUAUACAGGUAACGUUUGCAGAACAGAACUUGGUAUAAAAAACCUAGGAAUACGGCUGGCAAAUUACAUUGUGAAGGAGAGAUAUAAUACCAACAUAAAAAAGAUAUCUUUUAUUGGUCACUCUCUUGGUGGCUUGGUACAGACUUUUGCUAUUGCUUACAUAUAUAUCUUACAUGGGUGGUUUUUUGAUGCAGUAAAACCUGUUAAUUUUAUUUCCCUAGCUACCCCAUUUCUAGGUCUCUACUCACAUAUUGGCAAUUAUACAAAAAGAUUAUUAUCAUCCGGUGCUCUUGGUCAAACGGGAGAAGAUCUCAGAUACCAUAGUCACAACAAGCUAAAGAACUUUUCCAUUCUUUAUCUACUAUCUGGUGAUCCAGCACAUAGUAUUUUGCAAAAAUUUGAAAGAAGAACUUUAUAUGCGAAUGCAAUCAACGAUGGUAUUGUUCCACUUGCUAGCUCAGCGUUACUAUAUUUGGAUUAUAGCAAAAUUCUAAAGGAUUCCAAAUUACUAAAGAAAGAAACAGAUGAUAUUCGGAGUAUAGUUAUGACAUGGAAAGAAUUCCAAGAUUCUGAAGAUUUCAAAGUAUACAAGAAAGUCAAUCCAAAAAGCAAGAUUUUUAGAAGAGUUUCAUUAACCAAUACAGUCGGAAAUCUAGUUUUACCAGAACCACCAAAAAACAUUACAAGUGACAUGAAAGUUCUUAUUCAUGACCAGGUAUAUCAAUACAAUGAUAUACCUGAUUCCGAGUAUUUCCCCCCAGAUGGAAUAGAUGAAAUCAUGGCAAUGGACAGACAUCAAUUACAGGAAUGUAUGGCUCGUAGAUGGCAUGCCGGAAAAUCGUGGCGCAAAGUCAUUGUGUGCUUAGAAGGCGAUGCUCAUAACAGUAUUAAUGUACGCAGACGUUAUUCAAAUUCUUGUGGAUGGGCUGUCAUAUCACAUAUGAUCUUAAACCAUUUCAUUAAGCCUCAGAAAUGUGAUGUUCCUGAAGCGGAUAUUGUAUCUCAGCCGGCUUCUAGAGACGAGGCAGAUAUGGAGCCAAACAAAACGUAUGCCUGGCUAUUGAAAGAAGACAAAGAGAAAGGAGGUCUUAUUAGAAGAGCAACCAAUGCGUUGAAUCCAAUAGCUAGAAGGCUAUAG